Diabrotica balteata is the source of this 443-nucleotide messenger RNA. NCBI's taxonomy places the organism in Eukaryota, Metazoa, Arthropoda, Insecta, Coleoptera, Chrysomelidae. The record is from the annotation of a GenBank genome assembly.
UGAAUAACUAAAAAUAUCUGGGAACCUGGAUAAAUGACAACAAUGACCAAGGUAGAGAAAUAAGGAGACGCAUUGAAAUUGCAAGACAAGCAUUUAUACAAAUAAAAACAAUGUUUGUCAAUCGAGACCUUCCCCUGGAUCUGACGAUAAGAGCCUUAAGAUGCUACGUGUUCUCGGCUUUGUUGCAUGGAAUGGAAAGCUGGACACUAAAAGUGGAUAAUAUAAAGAAGUUGGAAUCAUUUAAGAUGUGGUGCUAUAGAAGGAUUUUGAAAAUACCAUGGACCCAACGAAUUACAAAUGCAGAAGUGUUAAGAAGGCUACAAAAGGAUUGCGAGGUCAUAAAACACAUCAAAACAAGAAAGCUGGAAUUUUUAGGCCACAUUACCAGAGGUGCGAAAUAUAAGAUAUUAAAGCAGCGGCCAAUAAGGUACGGAUAGCUGUGA